CACGAGCGAACGUGGACGUGUUCUAGGUCAGUCACGUGACUCAUUCAUUGCCGGCUCGGGCUCUGCAGCUGACCCAAGAUGGAGGAGUACGCGCGCGAGCCUUGCCCCUGGCGGAUAGUGGAUGACUGUGGUGGUGCCUUCACAAUGGGAGCCAUAGGUGGUGGAAUCUUCCAGGCUAUCAAAGGGUUCAGAAAUUCCCCAGUGGGUGUAAACCACCGGCUGCGGGGAAGUUUGACAGCUAUUAAAACCAGAGCACCACAAUUGGGAGGUAGCUUUGCAGUCUGGGGUGGUCUCUUUUCCAUGAUUGACUGUAGUAUGGUGAAAAUGAGGGGUAAAGAAGAUCCAUGGAACUCAAUCACAAGUGGUGCCUUAACUGGAGCCAUAUUGGCCUCAAGAAAUGGACCAGUUGCCAUGGUUGGUUCAGCUGCUAUGGGAGGAAUACUUCUAGCUUUAAUUGAAGGAGCUGGUAUCCUAUUAACAAGAUUUGCCUCCACACAAUUUCCAAAUGGCCCUCAAUUUUCAGAUGAUCCCUCCCAGUUGCAGCCCUCCCCAUUUGGAGAUUAUAGGCAAUAUCAAUGAUUACAUUGUUCUACUGUUUCAUAUUGUACAUGUGAGCUGUCAUUUAUAAAGUGCUGGAAAACCAAGAUACAGAAAAUUGGAAGUGUAUGGUAGACCUCUUUGUGCAAACUAUGGCAAGAGGACACUUAGCACUUUUUCAUUGUAAAGAUGCACAAGAGAACUUUUAGAAGAUCAUAAAUAUAUUUAUUCAUCAUAGGAUUCCAUUGUUGUAAAGUUGAUAUGUCUGACAUAACACAUUAAUGCGUAAGAUGAGGAUCAAACAGAAUGCUAUACUACUUUGGAUAUGGAAUGAAUUGAAUUUCCUUGGGGACUUCUCUGAAGUGUGGUAUUAACAAGGGUUCGAUUUAGUCACAGAAUCCAUGCCUUCAGCCAGCGCUGGCCGGAAGCUGCAGGGUCCCCUGGUGCCUGUGGAGGCCAGGAGAUGCAGGAGCCCCCUGCUGCUCCCGGCCACCACAGGUGGCACGGGGGAUCCCUGCAGCUUCCUGCCACGGCGGGCAGCACAGGGGAUCCCCACCGCUGCAGUGGCAGGGGGGACCCCUGGAGCUUCCGGCUGUUGUGGGCAACUGGGGGAAACCUCGGCCACUUGGAGCCACCAGUGGAAGGGGACCCUGGAGCUCCCAGUCCAUGUGCAGAUGCCUAGGCUCCCAAUUUUGUCAUGGAUGUUUUUAGUAAAAGUCAGGGACAGGUCAUGGGCUUCCAUGAUUUUUUUAUUAUUAUUAUUGUUAUUA
Gopherus evgoodei (Goodes thornscrub tortoise) is the source of this 1307-nucleotide messenger RNA. RefSeq names its product translocase of inner mitochondrial membrane 17A (gene TIMM17A). Bases 79 to 579 code for a protein of 166 amino acids. Gene Ontology annotation, cellular component: TIM23 mitochondrial import inner membrane translocase complex; mitochondrial inner membrane. The record is from RefSeq and is a predicted model, not a curated record. Lineage: Eukaryota; Metazoa; Chordata; Testudines; Testudinidae. The transcript has 6 exons. Gene Ontology annotation, biological process: protein import into mitochondrial matrix. Gene Ontology annotation, molecular function: transmembrane protein transporter activity.